AUGGAGGUCACAGCUCUCUGCAUCAGACUGGAUUUAGGGUUUCCUCAGGUUGUUCCAAAUAGACAACAGCACUUUAAACACGAGCCCAUCAUUGUCAGCUGUGAAGGGUUGGCUGGAUUGAAUGGAUGGAGAGUAAUGAGAAAGAUCAAAGAAAGUCCAAUAAUAUGUGCUUCGAACUGGCAGAAAUCAACAGGGCCCUGUGAAAUUUCAACUGCCUACCCACAUGCUGACAGUGGAGAAUACUGGUGUGAAAUAGGUGGAAAGAAAAGCAAUACCAUCAACAUCACUGUCACUGCUGGUUCUGUGAUCCUGGAGAGUCCGGUUCUUCCUGUGGUGGAGGGAAAAAAUAUGACUCUGCGCUGUAGAAACAAGAAAACCUUCAAUCUCACUGCUAAGUUCUAUAAAGAUGACAACUUCAUGGGGAGCAGCUCUACGGGAGAGAUGAGCUUUCACAAUCUGUCCAAGUCUAAUGCAGGGUACUACAAAUGUAGCAUCUCUGACUUUGGUGAAUCAUCAGCGAGCUGGGUGACUGUCACAGCUCAUGAGGAGCUGCAGAAAUCCCCUCUUGUCUCUCUGCUGCUCUUCAUUGGUGUCACUGUUGGGUUGGUGGCCGUGCUGCUGUUAGUGGGACUACUUCGAUGUAAGAAACAUCAAACAAUCAUCACAGCAACAGGUAGCCCAACCUCUCCUUCCUCUGUCGAGUCAUCUUCUUUUCCACAAACAGUGUAUCAACAGGCUGAACCAGCAGCAACACAGGCUCAACCAGCAGCAACACAGGCUCAACCAGCAGCAACACAGGCUCAACCAGCAGCAACACAGGCAAUUUAUGCUUUUAUCACAAGACCCAUGAGGGAUACAGGCCCAGGAUUACCCAGCUGCUCAGCAACACAAGUUCCCACGGCAGCUACCAACCCAAAAGAGGAUUGCUACUAUCAGACAGUCAAUUACGUUAAUGUGUGACAAAUAAUAUUUUCACCUACCUGCUCAUGGUAGACAUUUUUUGUGUAAUAGUAAAGGAGAUAUGCUUAUUAUGUUUUUUCCUAUGUUUUCAUUGUUAGGAUAUUGUAUUCAUGAUGAUAAUAAAACCAUAAAAGGCCACAAAUGGAAAGAGCACAGUGACAGGAAGUAGUUACAGUUACAGUUGCCCCACCCAGAUUUCCCAUAUGUAUCUCCAGUAAACCAUCACAGACUGACUGAAGUAUCACAAUUCAAUGGAUGGAGAAUUGACUAAUGAAAAAUUAUUAUCAUUUUUUGCUGGUUACCCGGAUGAGGGUUUAUUUGACACUUAACAGCUGUUUAAUGUCAUGUUGCAUCUUCUACAUACUCCUUUACUUGUUAUACCUUGAUGAUGCAAAGAAAAUUCAAACCACUCACAAUGGCCUUGAAGUCUUAAUUACAAUAGCUGAAUCGAAAUGUUUAUGUUUGUA
Messenger RNA from Scomber scombrus (Atlantic mackerel), 1427 nucleotides. RefSeq names its product low affinity immunoglobulin gamma Fc region receptor II-like. The transcript is spliced from 7 exons. Lineage: Eukaryota; Metazoa; Chordata; Actinopteri; Scombriformes; Scombridae. Gene Ontology annotation, molecular function: transmembrane signaling receptor activity. The record is from RefSeq and is a predicted model, not a curated record. The coding region runs from base 1 to 960 and encodes 319 amino acids. Gene Ontology annotation, biological process: cell surface receptor signaling pathway.